AGCUGCCCGCCCGGCGCGCUAUCGCCUGCCAUCGGGGAACUGGCGGAGCUCUCUUCGCUGGUCUUCCGCAACUCCUGCCUCGCUGGCGAGUUGCCGGAUUCCGUCACGCGCCUCCAAAAGCUGACGGAACUCGACAUGCCCGAGAACGACUUCUCCGGCCCCAUCCCGCCCGGCCUCUUCCUCCUGCCCGCGCUGCGCCGCGUAGACCUGACCGCGAAUGGCGGCGACGUCCUUUCGGGGUCGCUUCCCGACGGCCCCGGCGCGUACUCCCCGUCGCUGGAGGCUGUUCUCCUCGCCGGGAACGCGCUCUGGGGGGAGCUCCCGCGCGCGCUUCUCCGCGCGCCUGCGUUGCGCGAGGUGCGCCUGCAGGGCAACAACCUCACGGGGGAGCUCCCAGCGGACGCGGGGGCGUACUCGCGGAGCAUCGAGGUCCUCUCCCUGCGCGGCAACAGCCUGUCCGGCGCCAUCCCCGCCGCGCUGGCGGAAAUGACGGCGCUGACGCACCUGGACCUGGGGGAGAACCGCCUGGACGGCAGCAUUCCCGCCGACCUGUUCGUAGUGGAGGACCAGCGCACGGGGCAAAGGGUUGCCAUGGGUGGCAACAACCGCGUCUUCCUCAACCUCAGCGGCAACAGCCUCAUGGGCAGCCUGAAAGCUUUCUCCGUGAUGCAAGACGCGAGCUUGGACCUCUCGCACAACAACUUCUCGGGCAGCAUUCCGGAGGCGUUUUUCGGCUCGCAGCUCCGUGCGGACUUGCGAUUCAACCAGCUGUCGGGACCGCUGUUCACCGAGCGAGCCAGUGAGAAUCAACUAGCGGCAACGAGCAGACAUUGGCUCCAUUAUGAAGAUCAGGAGGUCUGGGAGAGCGUGCGCGUGAACAACAACAGUGAGUCUAUGGGGCGUGCCGUGGGCCCGGGUUACCUGCCUGCGCCGUCGCCUGGCGUGGAAGCCUCUGCUGCCGAGACGGCUGCGCUGCUGGCCGUGCGAGAUGCGCUCCUGGGGGGCGCAGGGGGGGCCACAGGGGGGGCAGCGGAGGGGGGAGCAGAGGGGGGAGCAGUCGUGGAUGGCGGAAACAGCACGUGGGCGGAGCUAUUGAGCAGUUGGGGUGUGGGCAGCAGCAGUGCAUGUGCGUGGUACGGCGUGGGGUGCAUGGCAGACGGCCACGUGGACACCCUGCACCUGCUGGGCGACCAAACCGUCACGCUGCACGCCAACUUCGUGCCCGAUUCGCCAGACUGCAACUUCGGCCAGUUCCAUCACGUUAUCUGCACAUCAGAGCCCCCGCCCCCCCCUCCGUCUGUGCAGUUCUUCCUCAAGGGCUUGCCUGGCGGGAAUGGUGUGAGCGGGUGGCUGUCGUUGGCGUUGGGGGAGCUGACCCGGCUGACCUCGCUGCGCAUCUCCCACCACACUCUCUCCGGCUCCCUCCCCGCCUCCCUCUCCCUCCUCUCCCACCUCGUCUCCCUCGACCUCGCCUCCAACCGCCACCUCUCCGGCGCCAUCCCCCCCGCCCUCUACGCCUUGCCCGUGCUCACAGAACUCACCCUGCGCGGCAACAGCCUCACGGGCGACGUGCUCCCCAGCAGCACCCCUGCAGCGGCCCUGUCGCCCUCCUUGGAGUCGGUGGACAUGGGGGGCAACCAGCUGACGGGGUCCAUUGCAGCCAGCAUCGGCGCUCUCUCCUCGCUCACGCGCCUGGCUCUGGACCACAACCGCCUGCAGGGCAGCAUUCCAAGGCAGCUUGGCGCGCUGUGGAUGCUCAGAGACCUGCAGCUGCAGGGGAACGCCCUGCAGGGAGACCUCACUGCACUCGCUGCUGCCUUCCACCCCGCCGCUGAUGCUGCUGUGGAUGCUGCUGCCAAUGCUGCGGCCGACGCUGCUACUGCCCUUUCUGGCUCUGGUGGAUGCAGUGCGGUGCAGAGCGGUGCCGAGGUUCGGCUGGGCCACAAUGCGCUGAGUGGGAGCAUCCCCGAUUCUGUCUUCUCCCCCUGCCUCGCCCUGCUCGACCUCUCCCAUAACCAGCUCUCCAGCCCCAUCCCACCCUCUCUCCAGGGGAGAAGCAAGAAUCCAUCCCUUCUCCCUCUCUCCCACUUGGACCUCUCCUACAAUCUCCUCUCUGGCUCCAUUCCCCCCCACCUCGCCUCCUCGCUCUCCUCCCUCGCGCACCUCUCCCUGCGCAGCAACCUGCUGUCGGGCUCGCUGCCCCCAUCUCUCACCCUCGCUCCCACGCUCACUCACCUGGACCUCUCUCGCAACAAGCUCAAGGGCUCCCUGCCUGCCUUGUGCAGGGGCCAGCAGCGCCUCGCCACUCUGCUCCUCUCCUCCAACACCUUCUCCGGCCCCCUCUCCUCCCUUCUCUCCCCCUCCUCCCCCUGCACCUCCUCCCUCCUCUCCCUCAAUGUCUCCAGCAACCAGCUCUCCGGCCCCCUCCCCUCGUCCCUAUCGCGCUUCACGGCGCUGCAGUCGUUGGUAGCGGCGCGCAACCGCAUGAGCGGCAGCAUCCCUGCAGGCGUGGCAUCGCUGAAGGCCCUGCAAGCCCUGGACCUGUCGUGGAACGGGCUGUCAGGAGCCAUCCCUGCGAUGCUGCGGGCGGCAGCCCCCUCCCUGUACGUACAGCUGGCUGGCAACGCCCUCUCUGGCUCUAUCCCCCAGCCCCUCUCCGACCUGCCCCUCUCCUGCUUCCGCCCCGGCAACCCCAAGCUCUGUGGGACACCCCUGCCCACCUGCAUGCUGUCCAAGCCCAGGAAGGGCUGGUUGUGAUACCGAUGUGGGACACCUAAGAGGGUUAA
Messenger RNA from Closterium sp. NIES-67, 2786 nucleotides. The record is from the annotation of a GenBank genome assembly. NCBI's taxonomy places the organism in Eukaryota, Viridiplantae, Streptophyta, Zygnematophyceae, Desmidiales, Closteriaceae.